AUGUCAGAUUUUAAUAUUAUUAGCUUCUUAGAAGAAUAUCAAAGGUAUCCAUGUUUAUGGCUUAAAAAGGAUCCGAACUAUAAACUGCGACACAAACGCGAUGCAGCUGAGGAAGCACUGCUUGCUUUUACUAAACUACCCAACAUUAAACAACUGAGACAAAAGAUUAGGAGUAUAAGAUGUACUUAUAAUCAAGAGACAGCUAAAGUAAGAUCAUCUAUGGUGACAGGAUCUGGUAAACAUGAUGUGUAUGUACCAAAAUUAAGCUGGUUUACAUUAGCUGACAGCUUUUUGAAAAAAAAUAAUGAAGGACAGAGAGAAUCUGAUUCGAAUUUUGCAAUUCCAUCUCAAGAACUUGAAAACACUACUUUGGCGAUAAAUAAUAGUGAUGUUUCAAAUAAUAGUGAUGUUUUGAAUAAUGUAGCUUCACAAAGUAUGACACAAAAUAUAAUUCAAACAACUACAACAACUAGGAAACGCACUAAAAAGCAAAGUGGCCAAACGUCUAACAAACAUUAUGAUCAAUCAUUAGAUAAAGCAGUUAAUACACUAAAAUUUGUUUGCGAACAAAAAUCAAAGACAAACGAAUUUAUUAUUUUUGGACAGUAUGUUGCAGCUCAAUUAGAAAAAUUACCAUUAGAAGAAUCCAUUCUGUUACAAGAGAAAAUUCAAAAUCUGCUAACUAAAGCUCGUUUAGACGAAAUAUCAAGAUCAGCAUCUUCUACAGCACUAUUGACUAAAAUUGUACACAAUGAGACAAACUAUGAUUAUGAUGAUAAUAAUGUAAUUGAAGAAGUUGAAUUUGAAGAUGAGCCAGAAACAUCUCAUGAUAACAAUAUAUCUGAGUCUAAUAACAUAGCAGUGUACUAUAACAACUUUAUGUGA
This is a messenger RNA of Myzus persicae (green peach aphid), 885 nucleotides long. RefSeq lists its product as uncharacterized. The transcript has 3 exons. Bases 1 to 885 code for a protein of 294 amino acids. NCBI's taxonomy places the organism in Eukaryota, Metazoa, Arthropoda, Insecta, Hemiptera, Aphididae. The record is from RefSeq and is a predicted model, not a curated record.